Nicotiana attenuata is the source of this 787-nucleotide messenger RNA. Its product is annotated as pectin acetylesterase 7-like. The record is from RefSeq and is a predicted model, not a curated record. The transcript has 9 exons. Lineage: Eukaryota; Viridiplantae; Streptophyta; Magnoliopsida; Solanales; Solanaceae. Gene Ontology annotation, molecular function: hydrolase activity. Bases 80 to 754 code for a protein of 224 amino acids.
UUCUAUUAAAGCUUGAUUUUAAUAGAAGGAAUUUUUCAUGUGCAUUAUAAUAAGCACGAACCAACAACUGCUUAUUUGAAUGUUUUGCAGGAUGGCAACCUUUUUCUUAGCUUUACUAGCGCUUUCAGCAAUGUUGACAGCUAUUAUGGCACAAUCACCACAAGAACUGAUAGUCAACAUCACCAUACUUCACAGUGCCACUGCUGAAGGCGCAGUGUGCCUAGACGGGAGCGCCCCGGCAUAUCAUCUUGGUCAGGGAUAUGACUUUUACAAUUGGAAUAGAGUCAGGGUUAGAUAUUAUGAUGGAUCAUCUUUCACGGGUGAUAUUGAAGAUGUUGAUCCUGAUACCAAAUUUUAUUAUAGAGGAGCAAGAAUCUUCAGAGCCAUUAUGAAUGAUUUGUCCAGAAAAGGAAUGCAAAAGGCUGAAAAUGCAAUCCUAAGCGGAACAUCAGCUGGAGGAUUGGCUACAAUAUUGAACUGUGACAAGUUCAAGUCCUUCUUUCCUGUUGAUGUGAGAGUAAAGUGCGUUCCGGAUGCAGGCUUCUUCAUCAACGCGAAGACGAUCUCUGGUACUUCAGAUAUCCAGGAUGAGUAUAAGAGAGUUGUUAAUUUACAUGGAUCGGCUAAAAAUUUGCCUCCAUCUUGCACCUCUAGAAUAGAUCCAAGCUUGUGCUUUUUUCCUCAAAACGUUGUUCCACAUGUCAAGACUCCACUGUUUAUGAUAAAAGCAGCUUAUGACUCUUGGCAGGAGUGAUUCCGAGCUAUAUAGAUGUCAGGGAAUGAAUUC